Molecule: messenger RNA, 1068 nt
Organism: Lathyrus sativus (Indian pea)
Lineage: Eukaryota; Viridiplantae; Streptophyta; Magnoliopsida; Fabales; Fabaceae
Source: the annotation of a GenBank genome assembly
AUGGGUAACGUAGGAAGUUCACACAAUCGUCGGAGACACGGUGGCGGUGGAAGUGGGCGACGUGUUCAUCCUCCGGUGACUCCUCCUCUACAAGAAGCUGCGGCUAACCAAUUUGCUCACCCUGCCGCUGCUACACCGUAUCAGAAUUACCCGAAUUACUAUCCUCCGCCGGCUACAGUUACGAUGCCUUUACCGGCACCGUAUGAUCAUCAUCACCGUACGCCGAUGGACCCGAUAUAUGGCCGUUAUCCGCCACCGCCACCGCCACUGCCACCGGCGCCUUAUGUGGAACAUCAGAAAGCUGUUACUAUUAGGAAUGAUAUUAAUAUCAAGAAGGAGACACUGAGGAUUGAACCUGAUGAGGAAAAUCCUGGCCAGUUUCUUGUUACGUUUACUUUUGAUGCCACUGUUUCUGGGAGCAUCACGGUACUUUUCUUUGCAAAAGAAGGUGACGGGUGUAUCCUUACAUCGACAAAGGAAAAUGUUCUUGCACCGGUUAUUAUAAAUUUCCAGCAAGGUCUUGGCCAGAAGUUUAGACAGCCAGCUGGAACUGGUAUCAAUUUCUCAAUAUUUGAGGAAUCUGAGUUAUUGAAAGUGGGUGACGUAAACGUCUAUCCUGUAGCAGUUAAAGCAGAUGCAUCUUCAGGUGCCGAGGAUGGAUCAAACGAAACUCCUAAAUCUGGUAGUAAAACAAACACAAACAACUCUCAGAUAACUCAAGCUGUAUUUGAGAAGGAGAAAGGAGAAUUCCGGGUGAAGGUUGUUAAGCAGAUAUUGUGGGUGAAUGGAAUGAGGUAUGAGCUGCAGGAGAUAUAUGGUAUUGGAACUUCGGUCGAAAGUGACUUGGAUGGGAAUGACCCCGGAAAAGAAUGCGUAAUCUGCUUGUCAGAACCUCGCGACACAACUGUCCUUCCUUGUCGCCACAUGUGCAUGUGUAGCGUAUGCGCGAAGGUAUUAAGGUUCCAGACAAAUAGAUGUCCAAUCUGCAGACAACCAGUUGAGAGGCUUUUGGAGAUCAGAGUUGGGCCUGAGCCCGAGCCCAAGCCCGAGCCCGAGUCCGAGGAGUGA